This is a messenger RNA of Erythranthe guttata (spotted monkey flower), 5360 nucleotides long. The record is from RefSeq and is a predicted model, not a curated record. NCBI's taxonomy places the organism in Eukaryota, Viridiplantae, Streptophyta, Magnoliopsida, Lamiales, Phrymaceae.
UUUAAGAAAAUAUUGUAGCAAGAAAAUCAUUCUUGUAUUUAUACCAUUUAAAAUUUUCAAAUAUCGAGCUCGUGAUUUCGAAUAAUAAAACUUGAGAUUCAGAGCGAUAGGCAAUCGAAGAACUACGACGAAGCAACGAAGCUGUUCUUGUCUGGUGUUGCUGAUAGAACAAGAUCGAAGAGAGGCGGAACCUACGAUGGAACCUACUACGAGACCAGUGGUGAAGAAGAAGAAGCGCACAGGAUUUCUUCCGGGUUUCAGACUGUGGAGGAAACGAAAGCAAGUUAUCGUUCGUGGGGAGUUUCUGCUCCGAUUCCUCGAAGGGAACAGAAUUCUCCGAGCUGCGAUUACGAGACUGGAUCGGAGGGGGUAUCGGCCCCUCAUGAUUGUAGAAGACGAAACCGGAAGAGGAAAAUUCAACCGAACCCCGUCCGAAGAGUUUCUCCAGGUAACAGCAGCAGUAGAGAUAUGUAUAUCGAAGAAAUCGAGAUCGAGAGAUCCAAUGCAGCUGGAUUCAAAAAUAAGAAAACAAAAAUCGCAUCAAAGAUGGAGCUCAGGACAAGGCGAAAAUUAGAUGAAGGUUUUUCUGGAUCCAUUUCGCGGGAGAAUUUUGAUGUCAGCACGAGGGAUAAAGCUUCUCCUUAUGUUAACAGAUUUUUUUCUUCGAAGGAUUUCAGACAUCGCUCCGAUCACGGAUUUUUUCUUCAAAGAGGUAAUAAUUCUGUUGAGACUGAGAAAUUGGGGCGAGUUGAGUUCAGAGCAAAGAGAAACCAAUCUAUGUCGAAUAUAGGACCCACAAACAGGCGUGUAAUAAACGAUCGAUUCGCAGCCACUUCCAGUAAGAAUGUGUUUGGUGUGAGCAAAAGCAUGUGUUAUGGAUCCUUUUCUCCUGAGCACGACGAGCAUCAUUUUAAUCGAGGAUGGCGAGACCAGUCAAUUUCAAGUUUACAAAAAGGGAAUCGCAAGAAAGCUACGUAUCUCGACGAAGACGACGUUGAGAUAAUUGAUAAAGCCGAGUUCUUGAAUCAGAAAAACAAAUUCAUGCAAAAAAUUGGGUUCUCGACCAAGAAAAAAUCAAACGAAGGUUAUUCGGUUGGUAAAAAUCUUAGGAACGCUUGCGAUUGUUUCGAUCAAUUAUGCCUGCAGGAAUCAGAGAGCGACAGUGAUGAUAUGGUUCAUGAGGAAUUCGACGUAGAGGAAAUUGAUGAAGCCAUGUUCGAGAAUCAGAAAACUCGUUUUGUGACAAAAGUGGGCCCGAGGAGGGGGCAAGAGUUAAAUCGAGGCCGUUUUGCUGGCUCUUCUAGCAAAAACAAACCCUAUUUUCCAGAUGAUAGUGAAACCGAUACCGAUCCGCUGCCAAGUCCAUUAGCAAAGAAAGGGUACAAAAAUGCAUUUACGAGUUCCAAGGAAAGUAUGAUUGAGACGGUCGAUGAAGCUGAGUACAUAAGGGCGAAAUUGCGUUCGGCCUCCAUGAAGAACAUAGGGCCCUCGAACAGCAUGAGGAAAAAGAAACCCUCGACUGAAAAAGUUGACAAAGGCAAAAAGAAAAUAAAAGUUGCUGCCUUUUCAAGAAUGACAGAGAGUGACGAAGAUUGCAAUGAAUUUCUUGACGAGGACUCUUCGGAAGACACUGACUCCUACUCGAGCAGUCAUUCCAGUAGCGAGAACACCGUUGAUUUGCUACAAGACGAUGAAACCAACUCACUCAGUGGAGGAAACAAGAUUCAGAUUGGUGUUGCGAGUCGGACUCGGUCAAGGAUGGGAAUCACCAAAAAGCCUCUGAAAGUUGACUCGAGUUCGUCUUCUGGAAAUCGUAAUGCUGGUGGUGAAGAGUCUGAACCGGAGAGUCCUUUUGACUCUGCCGAGAUAGAGCUACUGCAUGUUGAGGCAUGUGAUGUACAGAAAGACACGUUGCCCGAUGUGUCUGCAGAGAAGAGUGAAGAUUGCCUAAAUCAAAAAGGGCUUGCUGCAGAAAAGAGCGACGAGUGCCGAAUAGAAGAAGGGCUUGCUGCAGAAAAGAGCGACGAGUGCCGAAUAGAAGAAGGGCUUGCUGCAGAAAAUAGCGACGUGUGCCGAAAAGAAGAAGGGCUUGCUGCGGAAAAGAGCGACGAGUGCCGAAAAGAAGAAGGGUUUGCUGCUGAAAAGAGCGAUGAGUGCCGAAAAGAAGAAGGGCUUGUUUCAGAAAAGAGGGACGAGUGCCGAAAAGAACAAGGGCUUGCUGCAGAAAAGAGCGACGAGUGCCGAAAAGAAGAAGGGCUUGCUGCAAGAAAGAGCGACGAGUGCCGAAAAGAAGAAGGGCUUGCUGUGCAGCAUGCUUUGGAGAGUGGGCUUCUAUCCAAUAUUCAGAAAGAAGUUUCAAACUGUGAGCAGCCUGUUUUUCGAAGACGUAAAUUUUCUUCUAGGAAAAGAAAGUUGAGCCCCGGUGUGUCUAGUAAAAAAAGUAAGGGAGAGAAAGCACACAGUGUCCAUGAAGUAAUAAACCGAAUUUUCGGCGGUGAUGCGAAUGCGGACGAGGGCUUGGGAGAGAGGAGAAAUGAGAAAAUAGAUGAAAUGCCUAAAUUCACAGACUCGAAGCAAUUAAUGGAUUGUGACGAAGCGGAGGAGGUGCAGACCAAGGACUCCUCACAGGCAGACGUAAGGGAGCAACGGGAUGAAGUUUCUCCUCCCGAGUUGAGAGACGACAGCGUUCGUAUUCAGAGUGACGAUAUUCUUCAGGAUAAAAUUGAUGCAACCAGUUCAAAUAUCCAGACGCACGGCAGCUCGGAGAAAGUUGACGAUGUGCCUGAAGAAAUCAAGAAGCCGACCGAAGGGAGACAAGUUACUUCAAGGCACUACGAUUUCUGCACAAUGCUUGCUCAUUCUGUACUGGGGAUCGGACCAAUGCUUGAUGACGAAGAAGCUGAGAUGGAACAUCAAUAUAAAACCCAAGUCGCUCUUCCAACGAGGUUCAGAUUCGAAGACGAGGUACCGGAAGAGAGAGAAACAACAGAACACGAGAGAGAAAUGGAAGGCCUGUGGGAUGAGUUUGACGUUUGUUUGGCACUGCAGCAAGUAGGAUCAUUUUGCCCUGAGAUUGAUGAAGAGAACGAACUUUCUCCGUCUGAAGAAACUCAGCAUGCACGAUGCGCUAGAGGGAGGCACGAGUUGAUCUUACAAGACGAGGAAGGGCUAAUCUGCAAGUACUGUUAUCACGUGGAGCUGGGACCGAAAGACGUAAUGCCCGAUUGGGUGGAGAGAAUUUACAGGGAAUCGGAAAGGAAAAGAGAUUCUGAAUGGGAGCAUCAUUUAAAGUUCGAUGGAAUGGACUUCGAUUUUUCGAUUGAUAAUCUUGCCGAAUAUAGCAAUAGUUAUAGUGGUACUGUUUGGAGUCUCAAUCCUGUUGCACGAGAAAGUAUGUACGAACAUCAGCAAGAAGGCUUUGAAUUUCUGUGGAAAAAUUUGGCAGGAAGCACCGACCUCGACGAACUGAAGAGCAGUGAUCCUGGUAAAGUCGGUGGAUGCAUCAUUUCUCAUGCCCCAGGAACCGGAAAAACCCGUCUGACGAUAGUUUUCAUCGAAUCUUAUUUAAGAAUGUUUCCGUACUGCCGGCCAAUGAUUAUCGCCCCAGCCAGCAUGCUCCUCACGUGGGAAGAAGAGUUCAGAAAAUGGAACGUUCGGUUCCCGUUCUUUAACCUCAAUAAUCCGGAGAUUUUGGGCAACGAGAACAAGAAAGCUGCGGAGCGGCUCGAGGGGGGCAAACGUGGUAACCAAGAGGCGAUUCGUUGGGUGAAGAUAUUUUCGUGGAAUACGGGGAGAAGCAUUUUGGGGAUCAGCUAUAGCUUGUUUGAGAAGUUAACUGGGGAAAAGCACUUGAAGAAGGAGAAGCUAGGCGAGAAGAGGAAUGGUGUGUCUCUCGGAUCUAGAUUGGAAUCUCAGAGAAAAAUACUCCUCGAAAAGCCCGGAUUGGUCAUUCUCGAUGAAGGGCAUACUCCUCGUAAUCAGAGGAGUAACAUAUGGAACGUUCUCCUUAAACUCCAGACUCAAAAACGGGUCAUUCUUUCCGGAACUCCUUUCCAGAACAACUUUGCUGAACUCUUCAACACGCUGCGUCUCGUCAGACCAGCAGUUGCCGAUGUGCUGGCGCACGAGAGAACUUUUUCCGAGAUGGUUACGCCGAGGACACGAAGAACGCACAAGGGGGAGAUUUACCAUCAGCAAUCCACUUUGAAUCCGGAGGUAGUUGACCGCGCCGUGGACAAGCUUAAAUUACACAUGUCGCCCUUCGUUCAUGUGCACAGAGGCACCAUCCUCAAGCAGAGUCUACCGGGAUUAAUGGACUGCGUCGUUUUUCUUAACCCCCCGCCUCUGCAGAAGAGCUUAAUCGAGAGGCUCGAAGGGUUGCCAAAUACAUUCGAGUUCGAGCAUAAAGUGGCUCUGAUAUCCGUGCAUCCGUAUCUUUUCAAACACUCCGAUUCGCCGGAAGAGCAGCAACUGACCGGCAUAGACAUGGCUGCGGUGGAGGCAUCCAGGCUGAACCCGAACGAAGGCGUCAAAACAAAGUUCAUCCUGGAGCUCGUCCGCCUCAGCGUCGUAAUGAACGAAAAGGUACUGAUAUUCAGCCAGUACAUUCUACCGUUGCAACUAAUAAACGACCAGCUGAAAGAAUUCUUCAAGUGGGGCGACGGAAAGCAGAUUCUUCAGAUGCGAGGAAAGCUCGACCAGAAGCAGCGUCAGGUUCUGAUUAACGUGUUCAACGAUCCAAAGAGCGAAUCGAAGGUCAUGCUCGCCUCGACAAAGUGCUGCUCCGAGGGUAUCAGCUUAGUCGGGGCUUCGAGGGUGGUUUUGCUUGACGUCGUUUGGAAUCCUUCGGUCGAGAGGCAAGCGAUUAGUCGAGCUUAUAGAAUCGGGCAGAAGAAGUUCGUCUAUACGUACCAUUUGAUGACUUCGGGUACAACCGAGGCAGACAAGUACUGCAGGCAGGCUGAGAAGGACCGUUUGUCGGAGUUGGUUUUCUCGUCUUCGAACGAGAGUGAUAAACAAGAGCACCCGUCUUUGGGGAUCGAGGACAGGAUUCUUGAGGAGAUGGUCGGUCAAGAAAGAUUGAAAGAGAUGUUCGUAAAGAUCAUUAACCAGCCGAAAGAUACCGACUUGAUUCAAACUUUUGGUCUCCCUUCUUGAGAUUGUUUAAGGUAUAUUUAUCUGAUUUUUGCCAUCAGAUUGCAGAAACAAACUCACUCCAGUUUUACUGCAGAUUCUGUUAUGUUGCAGUAGAUUAACUUAAUGUCUGAACUUUCGAUUAUAUUUUAGACCUAUAUCACAAUCCUAGUUUAUUAAAUGUUUUCGUACUCGUUCAAAAACAUCGAUAUAAUUUAUUUUUCCGG